Messenger RNA from Aureococcus anophagefferens, 1116 nucleotides. RefSeq lists its product as hypothetical. The transcript has a single exon. Bases 1 to 1116 code for a protein of 371 amino acids. NCBI's taxonomy places the organism in Eukaryota, Pelagophyceae, Pelagomonadales, Pelagomonadaceae. The record is from RefSeq and is a predicted model, not a curated record.
AUGGCCGCGGUGCUCGAAUGCGCCGCCGACGGGUCGUUCGACCUCGAGAACGUCGCGGACGUCGACCUCGACCGGGCGCCGUCGCCCGCGAAGCCCGCGCCGCCGUCGCCGGCGCCGCCGGCGACGACGAGCGCGUCGUCGAGCGCCGCGGCCCACACCUACGAUAAGGGCUACAAGCGCUGGGAGGAGUUCGACGCCGACGGCGCGGCGCUCGAGGCCGAGGAGGCGCCGGCGCCGGCGCCGACGAAGCGGGAGCACCUCGACGGCAAGCCCUCGGCCGCGCCGAAGGAGGCGUCCUCCGUCGACUUCUCCCUGCCGCUCUUCGAGAAGCUGCCCGACGAGCAGCGGCCCUACGUGGCGAAGAUGCUCGACCUCGCCGAGGCCGACGUCGCGUCGCUGCCCGCGGACCAGCGCGAGCAGAUCGAGGGCCUGCGGAAGAUGUACGCCAUCCAGGUCGCGGAGAAGGCCGCGGGCAAGGAGCCCGGCCGCGUCGACGCGCCGGAGCAGAGGGCCGAGGACAUCGACUUCUCCCUGUCGCUCUUCGACAAGCUGCCCCCGGACCAGAAGGAGUACGUCACCCAGGUGCUCGUGCUCCCCGAGUCGAUGAUCGGCAGCCUCCCCGCGGAGUCACAGGACACGAUCCGGUCCUUCCGCGACAUGUACACGGAACAAAAGGCGCUGAAGAAGGCGGGCCCCGCGGCCGCGGCCGAGGCCGCCGCGAAGAAGCGCUGCGCGAAGAAGACGCCCGAGGAGGAGGCGAAGGAGCGCGAGAAGCAGCGGAUGAAGCCCCUACUCCAGAUGCACGAGGAGAUGGAGAAGAUGAAGAGCUGGCCGUCGUUCCGCGAGUCCACGGCGGCCUGGGAGAAGCUCGAGACCGCGCGCCUCGGCGCGCUCGCGGAGUCGAACCGCGAGCGCGACCGGCGGCGCGAGAGCAACGUCGCGGACGCGAUGAAACACGUGAAAACCGCCGGCGACGCGUCGACGACGAAAGCGGCGAACAAGGUCAAGGGCGCCCAGAAGAAGCAGGCGUCGAGGGCCAAGGCCAAGGCCAAGGAGGACAAGAAGGCGCAGCUCGCCAAACUCCGGAAAAUGGCCGCGGGCGGCCUCGCGCUCUAA